UUGAAACGUCUGUUUUGUUUUUAACUAAAUAUAGACCGAGUUCAGUUCAGGACAGAUGUAAAACAUCUAUUUUAGUUCUCAUCUUAAAAUUUCCUUUAUACAUACCAAAAAAAACUCUAAAAAAAUCUACACACUGUUGGAUUCGAACUCGCGCAUCUCGACAUGGUAGAUCUACGCUCUAGCCAGUGGGCCAUUUAGAAAAUGACCUUUGUGACAAGAUUAUCAACUACGCGGGCAAAUUAAGUGAAAAGAUAGAGAAAACAAAUCUUCUUAGAAAUUACAGGAAAAGUAGAGCGAUAUCUCUGAUAUUUAUAGAUUUAACAAAAAAAAUGUUUUGUCCCUAUUGGUCUUAAAACCUUGUAUCUUUUUUAGAUAACUUUUCUUUAUAAGAAAACAAGUCUUUCCCAUAUAAACAGUAACUAAAGUACUUUUUUAACAUCUUUUCAGUAAAUGCUACUCUUUUAGGUACGAACAAAAAACCUUUUAUGGUGCAUAAUGAAAAAAAUCCGAUAAAAAUAGACAAACACGUUUAAUUACUUGUUCCUCACUUAUUAUCAAGUAAUUUUAAUAAUAAUGCAGUUUAAAUGUUUGUAUUUCAGGUUGAUAUAGUUGCCUUAUAAUUACUUUACUGCAACUGGUUCAUCGUCACCGGAAACGGAACAUAGAAAUGCAAAUUUACACAUGCAGACAGAUAAAGUUACUACCUAUCCAAAUAAAUACAUUCAACUAACGUUUAAUUUAUUGUUUGUUUGUUAUUUGUUUAUGCGUGAAAAUGCGUUAGAGUGUUAUUGCGAUUAUAAGAGACUGUGUGCCCCAAUUUAUCUCAAGAUAAAAUUAAUUUUUGGGUGCAUACUAAACCGAAAAUAAGAUGAUAUACUAAUUUUAAUUAGUGAGCAUAUAAAUAAAAGGGUCUGUCGAUACUUUUUUGUUUAUUUCGAGUACCUGCCCGGUCACUUAACUUUUCCAGUAUGUCACUGCGUUAUUUUUUUAUUCUAAUUGUUGCUCGUUACUCAUCAGUUUUUUGUUUUCCGACGAGUGAGACAGAGCCGGACUACAGCAGUGGCAAUGAUUUGUCUUAUUUGGGCUCGUCGGUGUUCGGCAAGCCCAGCGAGAAAACCGGCGAAAAAGUUGAGAAUUGGGAUGCCAAAACCGGAAUCAACCCGGAAGAACUGGGCGAAUACGCAGAGGGUGACAUUCUAUUUCCGGAUACAAAAACAAAAAAUGGUUUAAUGGCAGCGACCUAUAGGUGGCCCGAUGGUGUCAUUCCAUUCGAAAUAAGGGGAUCGUUUACUAAACAAGAGAGGCAAUUUAUAAUUUCUGCCAUGAACAUGUACCACAAAUACACUUGUAUACGAUUUCGGUAUCGAAAUUCGUCUGAUAUCGACUACAUUUCGAUCGACAACGGAAGAUCUGGAUGCUGGUCGAGUGUAGGGAGAGUGGGAGGUAGACAGACCGUAAAUUUACAGAGUCCAGGGUGUCUGAUAAAAAUUGGGACUGUAAUUCACGAGCUUUUACAUGCCGUAGGAUUUCAACACGAACAGAACCGAUGGGAAAGAGACUCAUACGUAGACAUAAAAUGGAAUAAUAUUGAAGAAUCAAGAUGGAAUAAUUUCGUGAAAAUGGAUAAGCAAUUGGCAUUCGGGUAUGGAAUUCCUUACGAUUAUAAUUCGGUCAUGCAUUAUUCUCGAAAAGCGUUUUCGAAAAAUGGCCUGGAUACAAUAAUACCGUUGGUCAAAGGUUCAAAUAUUGGUCAACGCGAAGGCUUCAGCAAAAGUGACAUAGAAAAGGUUAAAACAAUGUACACGUGCAAAAAGAUUGAUAGAACUGACGGUGGAGAACUGCUAAUUGACGAAACCAAUGAGGUCGACAACAGUGGCGGUCCUUUAGGCGCUUUGAGUUCCAUAGUGUCUUGGUUUCUACCCCAAGACAGAACAACUACGGAAACAACGACAAAAAACGCCUGAAUCAAGCAUUAUUUUACAAACAAAUAUUACAUAUUUCUGUAAAAUUAACUGUUAAUUAACUAAUUUAUGCGUUAUAAUAAAUCGUAAGUUCUUUAAAAAUUAAUUUUGUUUUAAUUUCAUCACGUUUUCUAGAGUUAAUGCAUCGUAACAAUAUUAAGGCCAAUUUUUGGGGCACAAAUUUAAUCAAAUCAUCAAAGGUGUCAUUUUAUUUUCAUUUGGGAGGAGACCAAUGAUUUUACUCAAUACAUCAUCGAUGUUUUUAAUUUUUCAUUUAUGAGAAAAUUCGUUUUCUCCGUGUUUUCAAGUAUAAAGCAAUAAACUUAAAUUGUCUGCGUAAUGUGAUAUCACUAGAAUCCUCUUUUCAAAAUGGUCUAAUGGCUAGCGUGCAAGUUUACCACGUCAGGUUGCCCGAGUUCUAAUCCUGCAACGUGCACAGUCCUUUUUUAGUUUUUUCUUGUUGUAUGGUUUGUAUAGUGGAACUCGGUCGCUCAUAUAAAAUAAAUCAGGCAAAUCGUAUAAUUUAUUGUACCUACUUAUACUGUAAGCAAUAUCAUUCAACCCGGUAUCCUGUAAGUACUUAAAAUACAAAAAAAGAGUUUAUUAACAGAAGAAAGUUAUUUUGAAAUCACAUAAA
Molecule: messenger RNA, 2598 nt
Organism: Agrilus planipennis (emerald ash borer)
Lineage: Eukaryota; Metazoa; Arthropoda; Insecta; Coleoptera; Buprestidae
Product: zinc metalloproteinase nas-7-like
Exons: 4
Coding region: 969-1964 (331 amino acids)
Biological process (GO): proteolysis
Molecular function (GO): zinc ion binding; metalloendopeptidase activity
Source: RefSeq, a predicted model, not a curated record